GAAACUACGAGUGGUUUGGACGAUAAGCUCUUUAAUCGCCGCUUCUGCCAGACAUUAUUUACUGCAGCCGAUAAUUGCAGAACACGUAACCCUAGAUAAUUUGACAUUGACCGACACGGAUGGGCAGGGAGUUCUCUGUAUGAAUAGGGACCAACUGGAGGAGCUAAGAGUGAAACCCCUCUCUGCUUCGUCGGCAUCAAAGAGGACUAUGGUGCCUGCUCUGAAUAUGCGUUUAUGGUUCGCCCCAAUUUUGGUGUUGCCUGAUGGGACUGUUCUGAAAGGUGCGACCUUGGUGGCUAUUAGGCCAAGUGAACAACAAAAGAAAGACGUGGUUAGUUCAGAUGGGAAUUGGGUAGCUUCUGCUUUUGAUGAACCUUAUGGAACCGCUGCUAGGAUGUUGGUGAAGGGGAGAACCUACUGUCUGGAAAUGAACUCCUUCUGAUCUCAUAUUCUAACCAAAUCAAGAACUUGUUCCAUGGAUCUCUGAGCUGUAGCCAUUAAUAGAGACACGUGCCUACGUUGAGUUCUUGAUGUAAAUUUUCUGUUCUUUCAGAAAGAUUGCUGCUUUUAAUGAAAGUGGAUUUGAAGCCUCUUUGAAGCAUGAAGAAAAGUACAAUUUUUGUUUUGAGGCUGUAGCAGAGUUAAUGGAUCCCCCUUCACAGAUGAAUUGUGACAGAGAAGUGAAUUGCUGCUGUGAUAAAAUGCCUACUGGAACCUGAUAAUGGCUAUUCUAUAUGUGUUGUUAUGCACCAUAUAAAAAUGGAUAAUAAGCAUAUGCUUUGCGCUUAUUCUAUGUAUAUGCUUUAUGCACUGAGAAAAUGGUUAGUGGUUUUGUUGUCGUUGUGUAAGAGAUGUGUUCCUAUGGCAUUGCCAUGAUUUACAUUUAUUAGUAUCCUCUGUGAAUAUUAUAUGUUAUGGAUGAUAUGCUGUGUUUAUCGGUUUAUAUGCUCUCACCUACUAUC
This is a messenger RNA of Cuscuta epithymum, 962 nucleotides long. The record is from the annotation of a GenBank genome assembly. NCBI's taxonomy places the organism in Eukaryota, Viridiplantae, Streptophyta, Magnoliopsida, Solanales, Convolvulaceae.